This is a messenger RNA of Dichotomopilus funicola, 363 nucleotides long. RefSeq lists its product as uncharacterized. The record is from RefSeq and is a predicted model, not a curated record. The transcript has 3 exons. NCBI's taxonomy places the organism in Eukaryota, Fungi, Ascomycota, Sordariomycetes, Sordariales, Chaetomiaceae. Bases 1 to 363 code for a protein of 120 amino acids.
AUGCAGCUGACCACGCUCACUUUCCUCGCCAGCACCGUGGCUGCCGUGUCCGCCGCGGCCCUGACCCCCGAGCCCGAACCCGAGCUCAAGAAGUUUAGUCUCACUCCGGUGCGAGAGGACACGCCUAUCCACAAAGCGCUCCUCAGAGCGAGCAAGGAUGAUGAGCUGUUCCUGGACGGCGGCGAUCAUAACUCCCAUCAGCAGAUGUAUACCAAUAGUGCCAAAUAUAAGGAUGACGGCUCAUAUUCGGUGUCCCUAUACGUUGGCAACCCCAGCCAGGACGGCCGCAAACUAUGCAUCCCUUUCCAGGCCGAGGUUACCGAUGAGCCUACGCCGGUGUCCUGCAAGUACACCGAGCAGUAG